Metarhizium robertsii ARSEF 23 is the source of this 888-nucleotide messenger RNA. RefSeq names its product small secreted protein. The transcript has a single exon. The coding region runs from base 1 to 888 and encodes 295 amino acids. Lineage: Eukaryota; Fungi; Ascomycota; Sordariomycetes; Hypocreales; Clavicipitaceae. The record is from RefSeq and is a predicted model, not a curated record.
AUGACGCUGCCAAAACGGCCGACAUGCGGCAAAGAGUGGUUGGCUGGGGUAGUAACCUCCAGCAGUGAUGUGGUUUUACGAGGUGGGCCAAGCGACCCGUCUGCCGAUCAUGUCGUGUUACGGGCGUGCAUGCUUGUCAUGCUGGACCUAUUGCCACAUGGGGUAUCGAGCUGGAGGCUGGACCGACGGCAGCUUCGUGAUGUCAGCCCGAGCUGCUGUCUCGCCCGCCGUGACGACAAGAGCACACAACGCAACGAGUCCGGGAGACUGCGCAAAACGAGAAAAUUAUAUAAGGCGGCCCUGUGUCUGUCCCAAAUUCCAGCUAUCCUCUUGCAAUUCACUCCUCAGCAUCCAUCUACUCACUCGAGUCUCAUCCCAUCCAAGCCCAUCCAUCCACUUACACAACCUACUUGCACACUUUCCACCACCGCCAAUAUGCAACUCACCCAGACCAUCGUGGCCGCCCUCUUCGCCGCCUCCUCCGUGGCUGCGGCUCCCGCCCCGACCGAAAAGUCCAUGCUGGUCCAGGGCAUCCCCGAGUGGACCAUCGAGGGCGCCCACCGCUGGUGCAACAAGGACAACACCGAGUGCCACUGGAAGUUCGCCAUCAACCCCAAGAUCUACUCCAAGACGGCCGUCGACUUUGUCGUCAGGAACGCCGGAAGCACCCCCGCCGCCCAGAGCAACGGCGGCGCCCAGAACUUUGGCGACUACACCAUCACCUCUGGCUGGAGCGGCCAGUUCGGCCCGGGCAACGGCUUCACCACCUUUGCCGUUGUCGACAACAAGCACCGCAUCAUUGCCUACCCCGCCUACAGCGAUAAGGAGGUCGAGAACGGCCAGGUUGUCUCUCCCGACAAGAGCUACCCGGCUCAGGGACUUCCAUAG